This is a messenger RNA of Gasterosteus aculeatus aculeatus (three-spined stickleback), 5070 nucleotides long. NCBI's taxonomy places the organism in Eukaryota, Metazoa, Chordata, Actinopteri, Perciformes, Gasterosteidae. The record is from RefSeq and is a predicted model, not a curated record.
AAGGCCUUCAACUGCCAGUUGCCAUCUUGUUGGCGUUGAAAAAAAAAGGAAAGGACGACGCUCAGAACUUCGAGGAGGCGACGGCGGAAAUAAACCACAACCUCUAUUGUUUUAUGUUAAACGUGAUCCAGUCUGGCCAGAACAGUUAGCCACAUGAGUCCAUGGACUGCCUGCCAAUCAAUGGUCACGGUAUCGAUAGAGAAACUGUAGGUCUACCCGGGUCGAAGAUGGCGGACACCGCGGCGAGAGAAGACGCGUGCCGGGAGUAUCAGUCCUCGCUGGAGGACCUGACGUUCAACAGCAAGCCUCACAUCAACAUGCUGACCAUCCUGGCGGAGGAAAACCUCAACUUCGCCAAGGAUAUCGUCGCUAUUAUUGAAGCGCAAAUAAGCAAGGCCCCAUCUGCCGAGAAGCUCCCGGUUUUGUACUUAGUGGAUUCCAUAGUGAAGAAUGUUGGCGGAGAGUACCUUGCAGUGUUUGCUAAAAACCUAAUCACUUCAUUUAUAUGUGUCUUUGAAAAGGUGGAUGAGAGCACCAGGAAGAGUCUGUUCAAGCUGCGCUCCACCUGGGAGGACGUGUUCCCCCUGAAGAAGCUUUACGCGCUGGACGUGCGGGUCAACUCGGUGGACCCGGCGUGGCCCAUCAAGCCGCUGCCGCCCACAGUCAACGCCAGCAUCCACGUCAACCCCAAGUUCCUAAAGCAGCCCGAUGAGUCUCCCUCUCAGCCGGCUGCCGCUAACACAACGCCACCAACUCCGCCCGUGGCUCCGCCUCCUCAGCCGGUCCCUGUCGCCGCUGCCACUGCCGGCCAAUCCAGCCUGACCCAGGAGCAGCUGAUCAGACAGCAGCUGCUGGCCAAGCAGAAGCAGCUUCUGGAGCUCCAGCAGAAGAAGAUUGAGCUGGAACUGGAGCAGACCAAGGCCCAGCUGGCCGGUGGCUUCGUGGUCCCGACAUCCACUCACCCUUCCACCCCGGUGCUGAAGGCCGGUGGGCCAGCUGGUCCUGUGGUCCGUCCAUGGAUUCCUCCUCCGACUCAAGCAGAGGCCAAACUGCCCACCAGAGACCCCCGGCUGAACCGCAUCGCCUUCCCUACUCCCUCCCAGCCCAAAGAACAGCAUGCUGGGAAGAAAGAAGGACUCGCAGCGACCGCAAGUCCAGCAGCAACGCCAGAGAAAUCUGCCCGGCCAGACAAAGUGAAAACCCCGAGGAAAGAGGCGCCGGAGGAGAAGAAGUCCAAGUCCCCGUCUCCGAUGGCCAGAGCCCUCCAGACUAAAAACAAGAUGGAGGCUGAGAUCCAGAAGUCAGCAGACGGCACCAAGAAGGAUCCCCGGCUGAAGAAACGUCCACAGGACACGAGCGGCGAGGCCAUGGACGAGGAGCUGAAGGAGAAGAAGAGAUGCCCUGACAAGAAGGAGCGAGAGGAGGCGCCUCGGGGCCUCGACCCCCAGAGAGCCAGCAAGGGGAAGCUGGCCAACGGCUCUGCUGAGAAGCCCGAGUUCAAGGCCGGGGGCAAUGCCCGCACGCACGCCAGGAAGCGCUCGCCCAACGCCACCUCCCCCAAGAGGAAGGAGCGGCGCUCGCCCAAGUGGGGGGGCUCCUCGUCACCGUCCCACAAACCUGGUAAGCCCCGCCGGGUCGGACCGGACCACGGCAAGCCCAGUCGGGGGGACCGGCCCCCGCCCAAAAAGAACCAGUCGGAGGGCCGCAGGUCCAAGAGGCCAGCGGAGGACCGCCACUCCGAGUCCAGAGACUCCCACUCCCCCAGGAGCCACGAGGGAGGAGGCAAGGAGGCCAAGGAGGCUCCUCACCGCUGGAGGAGCGGCUGGGAGGAGAACAAACAUCCCAAGCUGUUGGAGGAGUCCCACGUGAAGCCGGGGCCUCAGAGACACAAACCCUAUGGGACGCCGACUCGCCCUGCGGCCCCCCGGACUCCCAAGCACCGCCUCAGCGUGGACGCCAACCUGCAGAUACCCGAAGUCCUCAACUCUGCCUCCAAGAAGGACCUGCUGAGACGGGCCAGCAAGCGCCUGGAGAGCGGGGAGAUCUCCCAGGAGGACUUCCUGAACAUGGCCCACCAGAUCAAACACUUCUUCCAGUACCAGGAGGAGAAGCAGCAGCGCUCCGACAGCUGGGACGACGACCUCCCCCCCCCCAGCAAGCUGCAGUUACUGAGCUCGCCGCCAUUGGCACAGACACCGCGGCCCCCCCGGGACGACAUGGACGCCGCCGAGCUGUCGUAUUACGAGCACAAGUCCAAGCUGAGGAAGACACAGGUCGCCCACCGGGCGGCGGGGGAGGAGUGGGAGGGCGAGGAGAGUCCCGAGGAGGGCGAGGAGGCGGGGAAAAGUACCGGGCACCCCAAAUACAGCCGGACGCAACGGGACCGGCAAGGCGAGAGGCGGAGCAAAGAGCACGACGAGCCGCGCCUCAUCGAGGAGUACAACCACGGGAAGGAGUUCCCCACGCUCAAGUCCCUGCCUGGCCUUCGCUUCAGGAGGAGGGCUGACCCCAGAGAAGCCAGUGAACGGGAGUGGAAUUCGCCGCUGACGGAGCGGCCGCGCUUUGACGAGCGCGAGGAGCAGAAGAGCGGCUACGAUGCGCCGCGGGGCUACGGCCUCCCCGCCGACAGCAGGCUGCCAGACCCCCGGAGGCCAGAUGGUGCCCCCCCCUCGGCCGUCGUCCACCGGAGCUGUCCCAGCCCGGUCGGGCCCGAGGCGGCGCCCAGGUUUGAACGUGAGCGCCUUUCUCCGCUGCACCAGAAGGACCCGGCGGAGACGAGUCCGAUCCCCCGCUUCGAGAGCCCCAACAGCGAGCACUCGGACGACGGUCCCCUCAACCUGGACAUCCCGCCCCCCAAGUCCAUCCUGAAGGGGCCUGCUCGCAUCUGCCCGCUAGCCUCUGUCUCCCCGGGUCACACGCCGCCGCAAGAUGGAGGACACCGGUACAACGGGCCGGGACACAUGGGACCUGCCAGACCGCACCUCCCAGGCUGGUACGAAGGCCCUGGGCAUUACGACGACUCGGCCCGGUUCGAGGGGCCUCACCACCCGGGGCCCGGCAGAUUCGACAGUGGCGGACCUCAUCACAAUAUGCCCCACAUGUCUCACAGUGUGGGCCGAUUCGACUGCGUCCCCCACCCUCAGGGCCCCGGAGGAUUUGACUCUUCCAUUGGUCAUCAACCCCCUAUGAGGUUCGAGGGGGCGGGUCCCGGACCGGGUCACUUUGAGGGCCCGAUGCAGCGCUUUGACUCGCCGCGGUGCUUCGAUAACAUGGCCCCCGGCUCUGGACCAAUGAGCUUCCAGCAGCAGCGGCCGAUGCGCUUCGAGUCCCCCGUUCAGCCGGGCCCCCGUUUCGACGUGCCGCAUCAGGGCGGGCCCCCGUUGUACGAGUGUUCCCCGGGCCAACAGAACCCGCUGAGGUUUGGCCUGCAGCCUUCCAUGAGGCCAAUGGCCCCGCCCAUCUAUGACGGCUCCAUCGCCCCCCAACAGAACUUCAAUAUGAACCCUCAGCGGUUCCCGGAGCCAAUGAACCCCCAGUUCCCCGCCGGGCCCAUGGCCUUCCCAGCGCAGAACCUGCAAGCAGCCGGGAACUUCAACAUGCAGCAGGCUCCGCCUUUCAGCCAGUCAGGCCCCGCCCCCUUCUACAACCCAGCCACUUCCGCCCUCGGCAUGCAGCGGCCGGCCAACAUGCUGGGGAACCACAACAAGACCUUCCUCCCUCAGAACCCAUUCCCUUUGGGACAGAAGAUUCAGUAUUUGAUCCCCCCGGAGAACCACUUUGGCCAGGUGGACGUCAACGACCUUCUGACCAAGCUCAUCUCCAACGGGAUCAUCAAGCCGUCUCAGCCAGACGCCACGCCGACGCCUGCCGAACCCACUUCCAUAGCUCCACUAGCUCCGCCCACUGUGGAGGAGGAGGAAGAGGAGGUAGAGGAGGCGGACGAUGACGACAUCCCCGACCUGACCAGCUUCACCGUGGACGACAUGAAGCACCGCUUGGAGAGCGUGGUGACCAAGCUGUACUCAGGGAACCAGUGCUGCCUGUGCAGCAUGAGGUUCACCGCGGCUCAGACAGACCUGUACGCAGACCACCUGGACUGGCACUUCAGGCAGAACCACGCGGGAAAGGUGGCCGGCAAGAAGAUCACGCACCGCCGCUGGUACUACGGCCUGCGGGACUGGGUGGAGUUUGAGGAGAUCGCUGACCUGGAGGAGCGCGCCAAGAGUCACUUCUUUGAGAAGGAGAACGAGGAGGAGGUCCAGAAGAGUCAAGCUGCCGCCAAGGAGAAGGAGUUCAUGAGUGUGAAGGCCACCAAGGACCAAGUAGGGGAGCUGUGUGAGAUCUGUCAGGAGCCCUUCGAGACGUACUGGGUGGAGGAGGAGGAGGACUGGUUCCUGAAGGACGCCAUCCGGGACGAUGACAAGAACUUCCAUCCCGCCUGUUUUGAAGAUUAUAAAAAUACCUCGUCCUACGUCGACGUCUCUCCGUCUCCCAGCAAGCUGCUGGCCGACCACCCGCUGAGCGCCUUUAUAAAGACCGAAGGGGGUGGGGAGCGCGCUUCCUGUGCCAUCACCGCUAACCCCGCCUCCUCGCUCAAACAGGAAGUGGAGUCUGAGGUGAGCGGGCCGCCCGAGGUGAAGCAGGAGGAGGUGCUAACGGACGGCUGUUAUCAGAACAAAGCGUGACCCCGAGGAGGCGUGUUUUUAGCGUGUCCUUUAACUUCAAUACGUUUUGGUAUUGGGAUGCUCGGACCUUUCUACGGUCUGAUUAUUUACAAGAAAUGCUUUUUGUUUCCUUUGUGGCUGAGAUGUAAAUGAUUUAAUUUAUGGAUUAAAGUAUUUUUGGUACUCUGGUGUAACGGUGAUUGAAUCCUAACCUGAUCGAUCGGUGCUAUCGGGGGCGUAGCUGCAAACGGUAAGCAUCAUCUGAUUGGACGACCGAGGCUGCAGGAAUGUUACCACCAAGAAGUCUUUUCCUUUUUUUUCUUUUUUUAUUCAAUAAAAGUCUGAAACUCAGUUUGUCAACGUGAUUGUUCUUGGAGGCUAAAAUAAAAGUUUAAUGACCUUAAAA